Molecule: messenger RNA, 1443 nt
Organism: Neofelis nebulosa (Clouded leopard)
Lineage: Eukaryota; Metazoa; Chordata; Mammalia; Carnivora; Felidae
Gene: PPP1CA
Product: protein phosphatase 1 catalytic subunit alpha
Exons: 7
Coding region: 103-1095 (330 amino acids)
Cellular component (GO): cytoplasm; nucleus
Molecular function (GO): protein serine/threonine phosphatase activity
Source: RefSeq, a predicted model, not a curated record
GGGCUGGGGCGGGCGGAAGGAGCGCCAGGCCGGAAGGAGGCAGCGGGAGGGCGGGCGGCAGGAGUGGGCCCGGAGCUGCUGGGCCGGAGCGGCGGCGCCGCCAUGUCCGACAGCGAGAAGCUCAACCUGGACUCUAUCAUCGGGCGCCUGCUGGAAGUGCAGGGCUCGCGGCCUGGAAAGAAUGUACAGCUAACAGAAAACGAGAUCCGUGGUCUGUGCCUCAAAUCACGGGAGAUUUUCCUGAGCCAGCCCAUUCUUCUGGAGCUGGAGGCACCCCUCAAGAUCUGCGGUGACAUCCAUGGCCAGUACUACGACCUUUUGCGGCUCUUUGAGUACGGCGGCUUCCCUCCAGAGAGCAACUACCUCUUCCUGGGGGACUACGUGGACCGGGGCAAGCAGUCUUUGGAGACCAUCUGCCUGCUGCUGGCCUAUAAGAUCAAGUACCCAGAGAACUUCUUCCUGCUCCGUGGGAACCACGAGUGUGCCAGCAUCAACCGCAUCUAUGGCUUCUAUGAUGAGUGCAAGAGGCGCUACAACAUUAAACUGUGGAAAACCUUUACCGACUGCUUCAACUGCCUGCCCAUUGCUGCCAUUGUGGACGAGAAAAUCUUCUGCUGCCAUGGAGGCCUGUCCCCGGACCUGCAGUCCAUGGAGCAGAUUCGGCGUAUCAUGCGGCCGACAGACGUGCCUGACCAGGGCUUGCUAUGUGACCUGCUGUGGUCUGACCCUGACAAGGACGUGCAGGGCUGGGGGGAGAAUGACCGUGGUGUCUCCUUUACCUUUGGGGCUGAGGUAGUGGCCAAGUUCCUACACAAACACGACUUGGACCUCAUCUGCCGGGCACACCAGGUGGUGGAAGACGGCUAUGAGUUCUUUGCCAAGCGGCAGCUGGUGACACUCUUCUCAGCUCCCAACUACUGUGGCGAGUUUGACAACGCAGGCGCCAUGAUGAGUGUGGAUGAGACGCUCAUGUGCUCCUUCCAGAUCCUCAAGCCCGCUGACAAGAACAAGGGGAAAUACGGGCAGUUCAGCGGCCUGAACCCUGGAGGCCGGCCCAUCACCCCACCCCGCAACUCCGCCAAAGCCAAGAAAUAGCCUCCACGUGCCCGCACUCUGCCCCAGAUGGUGGAUUGUACAGAAAUUAUGUGGCCGUUGGGGGGUUCGUGCUGGCUCCCCCCAGGCCCACCUGUCACGGGGAGCACGGAGCCUUGGUAUAUUUUUCUUUUUCUUUUUUUUUAAUGAAUCGAUAGCAGCGUCCAGUCCCCCAGGGCUCCUUCCGCCUGCACCGGCGGUGGUGACAAGCAGGACCCUGGGGCUGAGGCUGCAGCUCAGGGCAAAGCAGGGCCAGAUGUGGGUUUCCAGCCUCACUUGGCCUCAGGGCCAGCAGACAGAUCCUGGGGCGACCCAUCUGGUCUCUUGAAUAAAGGUCAAAGCUGGAUUCUC